This is a messenger RNA of Carassius gibelio (silver crucian carp), 3420 nucleotides long. RefSeq lists its product as uncharacterized. The record is from RefSeq and is a predicted model, not a curated record. The coding region runs from base 1122 to 2636 and encodes 504 amino acids. Gene Ontology annotation, molecular function: zinc ion binding. The transcript has 10 exons. NCBI's taxonomy places the organism in Eukaryota, Metazoa, Chordata, Actinopteri, Cypriniformes, Cyprinidae.
AAGAAGAGAGGACGAGCACAGUUGCCAACUCUCGCGAGACAAAUAAGCGACUAGAGCUUCAAAAACAAGCCCAAUAUUAUUUGAUUAUUUAUUUUCCGCAUUAUCAUUUAUUAACAAUAAAUGCGCCUGCAACAUAUUAAACUGAAACCAGUGCUUUAUUAGAAAAGGAUAAACUGAUUAGGGAAAAAAAGGAUAAAAAUAAAUAAAAAUCAGGGAACUGCAACAAAGCGGAGAGAACGCACUUUCCUCAUCUCCUGUUUGGCUGAAUCGGAUUGGAGAGAAGGAAAAGGACAAAAAGACAAGAGCAUUAAGGGUAGCUGUAACAUAUAUUUAGCUUAAUAAAAUAAAAUUCUCCCCUUCGUUGGAGGCAUUGUUUGUAGAAAUUGAAAUACGUGUAUUUCUGUAGAUCAUAGAUUGCGCCGCCUGCACGUUGAACGUCAUUUUACUCCAAUGAGGGGCGUGAUUUUUUUUCCCAAACCGGUUGAGCACAAACCACGCCCCCUACGCGAAAACCCCACCCCGCAGCCGUGACUCACGUCUCUAGCUCGAUUUCAUUGGUCAACUCUGUUACCUCACCUGAGAAGAAGUUUGGACGUCAAUCAAAGUCGUUGAUGGAUCCGUCGCUGACUAACGGUAAACAGUUCUUUUCAAUAACAUUUUAUUAUUAGAAGUAUUUGUAGGUCUCAAUGUGAGUUUUUACAUGUAUUAUUAAAGUUUUCAUUUGAACUUUAUCUUAUUCAUUAGGUUCGCUCUCAGGAGAGUGCGCAUGUUUGGGCUGUGGUGAAGACCAAGCCGUACAUCUGAAGAACUGGUUGCCUCCUGGGUAUAAAUAUCACUUCUGCACAUAUCGUUUGUGCACUACAGAAGGCAACUCACACCUGGACCACACAAGUUUUGAGGCAUCACUAAGAAUUGCAUUGACAGAAAUUUGUGAAGUAAAGGAAUGGGUGGGAAAGCUUAGUGAAUCAUCAGGAGUGAGUUGGAGAGUGGCAGUGACAAAACCAAAUAAGGGACAACGUGUACUUUAUAAGGCUCAUUACAGGUGCCAGCACAAUGUUUAUGUCCGAUCAGACACGGCUAAUCAAAGGCGGCUUUCAAAAAAUACAUGCUGUGAGGCAAAAAUGGUUUGCACUCUGGUGAAGACUACAGACAAAAGGGGAGGAACUAGUAGGAGCAUUGAUCCCCAUAUACCUACUUACCCAACUUCGGUGCGUUUGUACAAUGUACACAAUCAUAACAUCUUUGUUGCGGAGGCACUGAGGCACAAGGAUGUAGGGGUCAAGGCAAUUGAAACCCUGACACAGUUGUUUGAGGUUGGGCACAGUCCAACCUCAGCUCUGGCUGUACUUAAAAGUGACCUGUUGGCUGAGCAUUUUAACAAAUAUGUAUAUGUCUCAGCCAACCGUGCCAUUUGCCCAGACCUUCAGUUUUGCUACAGAUACAGGAAAUUCCUGACCUAUCUACAGAAUCUUAACAGUCGACGUGAGAGUUGGGCUCUCAGCUAUAGGAGGGACUUGCCAACCCGUGGCAACCAAACCAAUAACUAUGUGGAGGCUGCAAUGCGUGUCUUGAAAGACAAAAUACUUCAUAGGACAAAAGCAUUCAACCUGCCUCAAUUAUUCAACCUUUUCAUUACCCGACUAGAGAUGUACUAUGAAGCACGUGUGACAGACGUUGCUCUUGGCCAUUGGGAGGCAUUCCACCGGUCAAGAUUUCUUGCUACACAAAGUAAUAUCAAAGCAUCGGAUAUUUCUCAGGUUGGAGAAAAGAAAUUUCAGGUAAGAUCAUCCACAUUAGGGCACACAUAUACCGUGGACAUGGAGCUGGAGCUCUGCACUUGUCCAGUUGGCCAUAGUGGGGCACCAUGCAAACACCAGGCAGCAGUAGUGCAAAAUUACAACAUCACCUCCAUCAACUUUCUCCCCACAACAGCUGAAAUGAGGGCUGAGCUGCUGAAAAUAACAAAAGCCUCAGUUUCUCUUGACUUUCUAAACCCUUUACGGCAAAAUAUGCCAACGCCAAGCACAUUAGCUCCAGACAUGCCUCGGAAACAAGAAACCUGCACUUCUGAUCAUCAGUAUCAUCUCAGUGCUGAAGAUGAUGAGUCACAUCAGCUGGACCUGUCUUCGACCAGUUCUACACAACUGCAACAAAUAUCACCUAUGCAAGAGGACCCAUACUCCAACCAUCCCUGUGUUCAGGGUAACACAGAGGGAGCAUCUUUACCUCAGUCUCCUGUGAAACGGAUGCUGAGACUGCUCAGUGAAAUGGCUGAAAACCCAGACUACAGUAAUGCCAUGUCUAAAAUGGCCAAGCAGCUUGAAAAGAUACAGCACAACCAGACCCAACUGAUCUCGGCAUUUUACUGCUUUGGUAAAGGGAUGUCAGUAUCAAAACGUGCAGCAGCGUUAAGACGAGCUGCUAGACGACCAGGUCCUAUUAUUGGCUGUCAGCCAACAGCAGUGGCCAGAAGAACAGCUAAGACUGGUUCUAGGCAGCGUUUGACAGCUGGACGCCCCAGAAAAUGCAAUUCUGGUUCAGAGCAUGACUACAGCAGAUAUACAGGGAAAAAGGCUGUCAGGGUUCGCCACAAAUUGUCAGAAUCUGUGGCAAUGAAUUACUCACAUCAAGCAUAAAAUUAUUUGUAUGACGUGGGUGGGUUUGGGUGUGUGUGAGUGUGUGUGUGUGUGUGUGUGAGUGUGUUUAAAAAUGGUUAUUUCGUAGAUUAGUUAAUGCAAACAUAGUAUUAUUUAUGAAAUUUAGAUCCAGACUGCAGGUUAUGUAGCCAUUUUAAAAUCAUUUUUGGAAACUUGUUAAAAAUAUUAACUGCACAGAAAAAAAAUUCAAAAGUUUUUAUAGCAAUUGUGAAUUGCAUGUAAUGUUUUUGUGUACCAGGACAUUUUUGUAUUUUAUCUAUGUAAUUGAUAAAUAAAGCAUUCUAUGGCCAGUCAGCAAGUUGAUUAUUACUAAUCAUCACGCAAAAUGCAAACAAAGACAUGCUUUUAAAUCGUUGUUGGGUUACUUUGAUGCCACUUUAAGUCAAGAUGCACCUAAAGUCUUGAAUUCUGGGCUAGGAAUGCAGGUAAAAGGUCAUAUUGUUCGCUAUAUUAAAUUAAAAUUAUAUAUAUAUAUAUAUAUCAGUAUUAAGCUUCUCUGUGUUCCUGUUUUAUAGCAGCCUACAUUAUGUAACUUAAUAAUUUUUUUUAUUUUGUACACCCUUUUAUUUGUGUUUUGGAUAUUAUAUCCAUAUAUCUAUGAUUGUAUAAAAAUCUGUUCGUUUGUUUCAAGGCAAUGUAGCAAUAAGCACUGUGAUAGAGUUGACCAAUGAAAUCGAGCUAAAGACGUGAGUCACGGCUGCGGGGUGGGGUUUUCGAGUAGGGGGCGUGGUUUGCGCUCAACUGGUUUGGGGAAAAAAAUCAC